AUGUCCGAGGAAAAACUAAAAAACAAAGAAGUUUGGAAAUUCUAUCGGUGGAGCACAGUUUCCUACACCAACUUUUUGAAAUUUCGCAAGCUACAACGGCGCCAAUUUGUCAAAAAGCAAGGUGUUUAGUUCUCAAUCCUUUUCAUUUGAGCUUUGAGAUCGAAAUUUCUAUUGGCUUUGAGCUGAUAUUUCAGAAAAGAAUGAUAUCCCCUCCUUCGGACGACGUGGUCGUCGACGUAGAGAAAGGCAUCGUCGCUCUUCCUGUGAGUCUGUUUCUUUCUACCAGCAACUCCAGUUUUUAUAGCCCAUCCAAAUUAAUUUCAGUUAGGACGUCCUCCGACCCCGAGGACUAUCGACUUCACUUUACAUGGACUUGUAUGGUUGGUCUUUUUUUUGCUUUAUUUACCCAUUUCAGUUGUUUAUCUAGGCGUACCAGAUGCUACUGGGACCAAUCUAAAAGAAAUGUGGUUUUCAAUUUGACCUGUUCGCCUGAGAACUAUUCAACUUUUUGGACCGUCAAAUCAAAAGUUGAGAUUUUCCUCAAGCUCAAACACGAGGAAGCCCUCCCCUCUUCGGUUAUCGCCUAGAAAACACCUGGAAUUAAUUUUUCGCUCAGGUAGAACACCUUUUUGACGUCUCCGCGAAAGGCAUCCAAAUGACCUGCACUGCGGAGGUUUUUCCUACAUCUAACCACGAUUCGACCUUUUUACUUGAAUCUUCAGAACCUGAGUCUGGACGUCGUUCGUGGCUGGACCGGCCACGGGACUAUUCCUCCGUGGUUUAUAGAGAUUCGCCUCAUCGUCAAAAUUGGUAUUCUUUCCAUGCACGGCCAAUCGUGA
Caenorhabditis auriculariae is the source of this 839-nucleotide messenger RNA. Lineage: Eukaryota; Metazoa; Nematoda; Chromadorea; Rhabditida; Rhabditidae. The record is from the annotation of a GenBank genome assembly.